AUGCUCGCGGUGCCGCCCGCGGUGCUCGCGGCGGCGCUGGCGAUCGCGCCGACGCCGCGCGCGCGCGCCGAGGGGAAGCAAGAUCGAGGGUGCGAGACGUGCAGCGAUUCGAACUCGGCGAUGAACGACGGCGACAAGGUGUUCGUCGUCUCGGCGAGCGGGCUGAGGUACUUGGACCUGAAGGUGGGCGACGGCGCGGAGGCGGCGCCGGGAAAACGAGCGGUGAUCGAUUGGGUCGGGUACACGGCUGGAUAUCAGGCGAAGAAGAUCGAGUCGACGAGGGAGACGGACGAACCGUUCGUGUUCACGAUCGGAGGCGGUGAGGCGAUUCCUGGGUUUGAAGAAGCCGUCGCGGGGAUGAAAGUCGGAGGCGUUCGAAGAAUUGAAAUUCCGGGCGAGUUGGAGGAAAAACUCGGAUAUUCGCGCGAUAAGGCGCUGAGAUAUAACGUCGGCCCGAAGCCGACGUCUUUCGGAGGUCAGCGCACGUUGGAUUUUGUUUUAGACAAUCAAACGUUGCGAGACUUUAACCGCACGCUGUUGUUUGAUAUUCGUCUCUCCGCGUUGCGGUGA
Messenger RNA from Ostreococcus lucimarinus CCE9901, 570 nucleotides. It is a transcript of the gene FBP16-8, whose product is annotated as peptidyl-prolyl cis-trans isomerase, FKBP-type. Lineage: Eukaryota; Viridiplantae; Chlorophyta; Mamiellophyceae; Mamiellales; Bathycoccaceae. The coding region runs from base 1 to 570 and encodes 189 amino acids. Gene Ontology annotation, cellular component: chloroplast; thylakoid. The transcript has a single exon. Gene Ontology annotation, molecular function: peptidyl-prolyl cis-trans isomerase activity. The record is from RefSeq and is a predicted model, not a curated record.